Molecule: messenger RNA, 1287 nt
Organism: Astyanax mexicanus (Mexican tetra)
Lineage: Eukaryota; Metazoa; Chordata; Actinopteri; Characiformes; Acestrorhamphidae
Gene: psmb11b
Product: proteasome 20S subunit beta 11b
Exons: 1
Coding region: 1-1239 (412 amino acids)
Cellular component (GO): proteasome core complex
Source: RefSeq, a predicted model, not a curated record
AUGGCUUUGCAAGAUGUAUGCGGUUUUAUCCCGUUCUGUCAAUGGAACGCUCCACUGUUGUCCUCCACCUCUCUGGAAGAUACCUCUUGCUUGCCUGGAAGGCGAUUCAGACCAGACCCUGUUUCAAGGUCUAUUUGGAGGAGCAACACUUCAUCAAGCCCUUUGGAAUUUUAUGUGCCAGUGCAGGAAUACCUACUGGAGAACCCUAUUGAGUUUGGUCAAGACCGACCCACAGUCAACUUGGACUGGACAAAUCUUACAGCUGACGAUCCUCUCUACCACUCCUCCCUUACAGAUUCCCUCCGAUCCCCCAUCCCUCUCUCCAUCUGUCCCACAGUUCCUCUCCCGUUCUCUCUGGGUCACGGCACCACCACGCUCGGAUUCGUCUUUCAGGGUGGAGUCAUUGCCGCUGCCGACUCCCGCUCCAGUUGCUCUGGGCUGGUGGCUUGUCCAGCAUCCCAGAAGAUCCUGCCUGUCCACUCUCACCUGGUAGGAACCACCUCAGGCACCUCGGCUGACUGCGCCCUUUGGAAGCGCAUCUUGGCAAGGGAGUUACGGCUGUACCAGCUGCGGUAUCGACGGAGGCUGUCAACAGCGGGUGCUGCCAAGUUGCUGUCCCACAUGCUGCAUCCUUUCAAGGGCACAGAGUUGUGUGUGGCUGCUACUUUGUGUGGAUGGGAUGGGGAUGAGUUUCAAGGUGGAGCAAAUGAAACAAGUGCAAGCCAAAGUUCAAUAGUCACUGGUACUCAACCGACCACUUCGCAUGCUGUCAAGGAUUCUACAGCUCAGCCAGUUGUAGCCAGUGGAACAACAGUUCAACCAAUAGUAAAGCUUAGUAAAACUCAAUUGAAUGCAAGCAACGAAACAAGCAUCCCCAUAAUGGCUUCAAAUCUGUCUGGUCCAAGGCUCUUCUAUGUAUGUAGUGACGGUUGUCGCCUGCAAGGGGAGCUUUUCUCAGUGGGCUCUGGUUCUCCGUAUGCAUACUCCAUACUGGAUGGGAGGAUUCAAUGGGGGCUAAGUGUAGAUGAAGCCAUCUCCAUAGCCAGAGAAGCCGUAUACAGGGCGACAUAUAGAGAUGCUUACUCAGGCAACAAUGUGGACCUCUACCAUGUUACUGCUAAAGGCUGGAGUCGCAGAAAAAGAGAGGAUCUAAAGGAGGAAUACUACAGAGAGAAAGAGAGGGAGAGGAUGAGAGUGGAGGAGAGAAGAACAGGGGGAAAGGAAAAGAAGUCAGACUAGAUAAACAGCUGUGUUAAGACUUUAUCUUCUAUAAUAUGAUAGACUUGA